UAAGAUUAAGAAAAUUAAAAAAGAAGCCAAAAUUAAUCUUUAUUCCUAGAUUUCUUAAAUCUAAAUUCUGAAUACAAGAUUUUAAAACAGAAAUGGAGAGGUUAAAAGAGAAUCGUAAUUUCAAUAAAUAUAUAAGAAUAUUACACUUUAUUGGCUUCUCUGCCUGGAGUUUUGACCAGUUGCCUGCCGGAUACAGCUGAACCAGUGACAGAAUUUAUCUAAUUUUAGCUUCCUCGCUGAACUUCCUUCUGUCGAUUCAAAAGAAUUGAGUGUUUGCCACAAACUGAAAUUUUCGAAUCUCUAUAACUUCCAAACCUGAUGUUGUUUAGUACAAAAUAUUGGAAUUAUAAAAUCAGAGUUUUUGACAAAGACUUAAUUCUUUGAACCACCGAUUCAAAAUUAAAAACCGGUAGUGGGCAGAUCAAAGACCCCGUAAAUUCUUUAAAUUCUGUUCUAGGAUUCUAGAAAGGAUGAGAGAAAAGAAGAAUGCCCUCCUCAUGGAGUAGUUUAAAAAGUAUAAAUACAAGUGAUAAUAGUAUUCAGAGCUGUCGUAGGAGCAGCAGAAUUACUUAUGGCAGGAAUUUUAACAGCUUAAGCACUGAUACCAACAGCAGUAACAGCAGUUUUAGCAGUGGUCAAAACUCACGCAGUAGUUGUAUCAAUGAAAGUAAAAGCUCUGACAGAAAUAAUGCUAGUAAUCGUUUAAUAAGCAGUGAUGGUAGCACUGAAAACACUGUUGGCAAAAACAAUAAAACCGAUGAAGGCUAUAAUAGCAGCAGAAGUUGUGCUCGAAAAGGCAGUUGUUCCAGUAAAAACAACAGUGUAAGCAGUGAAUAUUACAACAGCAACAGUCUCCCAGCACCUAAAUCCACAAGCAGACCAUCUAUUUGGAGCUUACGGGCCGGACGUAGAGAGACUGCUCAGGAACUGAGUAUUGAAGAGAAGGAGAAACUUCAAGUUGUUGUUAAAGUUCUUGAUUUAGCAGCAGAGGAAAAACGCCGAAAAAGUUUUCAGGCCCAGUGUAAAAUAUCAGUUUAUUUUCCGGACAAGGAUGUGAAAGCUAGAAAGGAUUUUGAGAAACGGAAAGUUUCCUGUUACUUUCCAGAGAUAGAACAACAGCAGAUCAGGAGAUCCUUCAGAAGAAACUCUCUUUUGCAUUGCUACUUUCCAGAAAUAUCAAAUACAGGCGUCAGGAGAAAAGCUAGAAGUCGGGAUAGUUCUGUGAAAUUGAUAUCAUCGACGGAAUGAGGGAGAGCUGGGUUGUGAAGAACUAUCGGAAGGUUUUUGAACCAAUCGUUAGAAGUGGACAACUCAAGGAACAAGAGCAAAGAGUUCAUCCCUGGCUCAAUGAUAAAAGAGAUCCAGAGUUCUGGAGUUGGCCUGAUAUAUUCGCAUUCGUCCUGUCCUGUUACUUCGUCCUCGUCUCAUUAUCCUUCAUCAUUCUCCUCAUCUUCAAGCUCAACUUCAAGACCAGAAGAAUGCCGUCACUUCAGAGCACUAAACCUAACUCUAGAGGAAAUACAUCAAAAACAACAGUCCAUCAGUUAACUAAUAGAGUUUAUCAGUCCUCUUUCGCUACUGAUCAGCCCCCUGAAGUGCUUAAUCAGCUUUCAUCUAAAAUUCAUCAGCCUGUCUUAGGAAUGCAUCAGAUAUCAGCCGGAAUUUGCAAAUCUACAGCCGAAAUCCGGUCCUCUUUCACCGGAUCUUCCGCAUACAGUUUUAUCCCUUUAGAACCCGGAUCGGAAACUAAAUGGAACCAAUCCGAGGAUGAAUUCUUUGAACAUGAUGAACUAGACUACUUGGUGUCGACAAAGUUAAAAUGUAUCUGAUACAAUUUUGCUUCUUUAAUUGGACCUUUUAGAUACCUUUUAGUUCUUUUUUUGUAUUAUCAGUGAGGAUGAUAACGUUCAUCCCGUUUUUAAAGAAAUGAGUCCGAAUUUAAUUAAUUUGAGCCGCGUCUCAAAUCCGCCAA
Messenger RNA from Eurytemora carolleeae, 1972 nucleotides. Its product is annotated as dentin sialophosphoprotein. The transcript is spliced from 9 exons. The coding region runs from base 487 to 1248 and encodes 253 amino acids. Lineage: Eukaryota; Metazoa; Arthropoda; Copepoda; Calanoida; Temoridae. The record is from RefSeq and is a predicted model, not a curated record.